This is a messenger RNA of Hyaloscypha bicolor E, 1677 nucleotides long. RefSeq lists its product as uncharacterized. The record is from RefSeq and is a predicted model, not a curated record. Bases 1 to 1497 code for a protein of 498 amino acids. The transcript has a single exon. NCBI's taxonomy places the organism in Eukaryota, Fungi, Ascomycota, Leotiomycetes, Helotiales, Hyaloscyphaceae.
AUGCCCAGCCUUCACGUCACUUCGAGAAUCGACGCAAGCUAUCUUCGGAUAGUACUUCGUGUGUAUUUCAUCUCGGCGUUAUUCUUGCUUGGUACCCUCGGCCGGCAAUGCUGCAAGUUAGCUACCAAGGUGGACCUCCUGCAAGGCGAGACAGUCUCCAUCAACCGAAUGACCGGUUGGCUACAAGCGCGCGAUGUUGCUGUUGUGCUGUGGAAACUGAGGCGUCUCCCUGGUGGCGUUUGGCUCGGCUUGAUGAUGAUCGUCUCCAGCAUCCUCACUCUGACAGCUGAUUUGGCCGUCACUGGCCUCGUAAAGCCAGUCACGUUGCCAGAUCUCUGUCCGUUCACCGAAGGGCUUGUGCUUGACUGGAGCGACAACGUGGAAACAUUUUACGCCCCACCACCCAACGGGUAUCCCGCGUUGAUUGCUGCAAAUGUCCAAGUAUAUAGCGAUCAAUGGAAUCGCACUAUACCGCACGAAUACCAGUGCCUCGUCGGUAUCUAUAGGAAAGUUCCAUGGGAUGGGGAUCAGUUCUUCUGCGGCAGUGAGCAGGACGUUCUUGGAGGAUGGGAGUGCACCGAUCUGCUCAAGGACUAUGACUUCUCACCAGAUCAAACGCCGUCCGAUAUCCGCGAGUCGCUGUAUACCAAUGGCCUUCAAUACUAUUCAAACGCAAGCUUCACAGACUAUGGCGAUAGCCUUGGCAACACUGCUCAUCUUGCUAUUUGGUCAAGCAGCGCUCUCUCAGAUGGAGUCUUGGAGCCGUUCGACGUUUUGGUUUCUGUGGACUUGACAGGGCAUAAAAUGGACCAAAAGACCAUGAAAACAUACCAAUGCACGGUCACAGGUCAAGUCGACAACAUCAACCGAAUUCUGAGUCAGAUGAAGAGCGUCACCACUCUCAACCAGUGGGCUGAUGGACUCGAAGGGAUACUUUACAUGGGUGCCGAUACUGCCAUAUCAAUAUAUGCGAAGGGAAAUAUGGAGCAGUAUCUCAAUUCGUUGACCAUGGUCCAAGGUGGAAGUAACACUAUCCUCACCAACUACACCGUUGAUGGCGAUCAUCGCUAUUACGGGUGUGUACGAGAAUGGACAACACUCAAUCCUGCCAUCAUUGCACUGGUUGUGUUUGCAAGCGUCAUUCUCGUCAUUACAAUCGUCUACUGGCUCGUGUUGCUCGGCUUUAUUGGGAAGUAUGCCCUCUCCAAGAAGAUUAGGGGCGAUGGCGGCCGAAAGAAUAUCAAGCCGGUGCCAGACAGUACACUGAGCUGGAUCCUGCAAGCUGCGAGAGAAGCCGCGAUGUCGGGUGGGUCUAAUUAUGGGUAUGGGGAUGCUGCUAUGCUCCUCGGUGUUCCCAGGAAAGAGCAAGAGUUAAGAGGUUGGAGUUUUAGUAUCACUGACAACGUUAAUGGUGUUGCAAGAGUGGUGAGGAGGAGGGGUGAAGCUGCGCCGUUAAUGUACGAGAAUGUCUUUGUCCACCAUGAAUAUAAGCGCUGAAUUGUGUGAUGGGUAAAAUGUUUUAGCAGAUAGGUUGCAUCGAUGGCAGAGGAGUUGUUGGGCAAGGUGUUUUAGUGGCAUCCGGUUUGCGAGGCGUUGACUGUGCUGACUGUAUCCUUACUCGUUACCGUGGCCCUACAGAUCAGUGCUCAGGGAAAGAGCUGGGUUUAUUUCACUCUC